AUGUUUAUUGCUACAGGUAUAUAUCUCGUCGUGAUUUUCCUCCUUGCAUACUGUGUGCGAAGGCAUCGGCGUCUGAGGGCAGCAAAUCCGCUCAGCCUGCCGUAUCCACCUGGGCCAAAGCCAUGGCCUUUCUUCGGGAAUUACUUCCAGAUUCCCUCUAAAACACCGUGGCACUUGUAUGGACAAUGGGGCAAGCAAUACGGAGAUCUGGUGCAUAUACGUAUAUUCAAUGAGCACAUCAUCAUCGUCAAUUCCGGCGCAGUGGCCCGUGAUCUCCUCGAAAAGCGUUCCAAUAUAUACUCCGAUCGGCCUUUGUUUCGUGGCAUGCAUAUGGUCGGCGCGACUUUCAACUUUGGAUUUGUGAAGUAUGGGCCUUAUUGGCGUCGUGAGAGAAGACUCUUCCAACAGGUGUUCCGAGCCGAUCACGUUGCGGAAUAUGCCCCCAGGACUAUGCGCGCAGCUGUGAACAUGCUAAGACAGCUCCUUGAUCGAAAGGAAGAGUUCAUGAGCUGCAUUCGACGGUGUGGUGAUGUCCCUUCUUUAAGCAUGCAAUUGUACGGGUACGACAUCCCAGAAGUCUACGACCACUUCGUGGAGCUUGUAGAACAUUCUGCAUCGCUAAUGUGCGGGUAUGGCUUCCCGGGGUCAGCAAUUGUCGACCAUUUCCCUGCUGUGGAGUACCUGCCUUCCUGGUUACCCGGCAUGGGAUUCAAAACUGAUGCAUGUGUUGCUCGAGCUCUCUUCAAGCAAAUCCAGGAGCUUCCUUUUGAGCACGUCAAGUCGCUCAUAGAGCAAGGCAAUGCACCGGCGUCCUUCACGAACGACUUAAUGAACAGGAUGUCCUUCGAUGACACCGACUCACGGGAGGAAGCUAUAAAACGUGUCUCGGGUACUGGUUAUUUCGCUGGAGCGGAUACAACGACCUCUGCGAUAAGCAACUUCUUUCUUGCCAUGGCUCUCAACCCCGCUGCGCAGGAGCGGGCACAGAAGGAGAUUGAUACUGUGGUGGGGGCGGGAAGGCUUCCCUCUUUCGAUGAUAGGGCUUCACUACCCUACGUGGAGGCAGUGUUCAGGGAAGUCCUUCGAUGGCGGGCUGUUGUACCACUUGGUGUGUCGCACGCCAAUACAGAAGACGAUAUAUAUGAUGGCUUCUUCAUACCGAAAGCAAAACAUGCCAACCCGAUCCUUAUUACUCCUCGCAGGGCUAUGCAUAUGGAUGAGCGAGUCUACGUAGAUCCGGAAAGCUUCGAACCCGAGAGGUUCUUGAAUCCCGAUGGCAGCAUCAAGAACGACUUCCCCCAGACGGCCUUCGGAAUGGGAAGACGUGUUUGCGCAGGCCAGCACGCUGCAAACCUCUCUGUAUGGGCAGCCGUCGCUUCUGUUUUGGCUGGCUUCACUAUUACUAAAGCGCUCAAUGCUGAUGGGACCGUAGUGGAGGUCAGUCUCGAGUACCAAACAGGCAUGACCAGUCACCCGGUACCCUUCAAGUGCUCGAUAACGCCCCGAAAUUCUGUGGCUGAGCGUUUGAUCAGGCAGUCUAAAGUUGAUUCCUCGACAAAGUAA
Molecule: messenger RNA, 1563 nt
Organism: Gloeophyllum trabeum ATCC 11539
Lineage: Eukaryota; Fungi; Basidiomycota; Agaricomycetes; Gloeophyllales; Gloeophyllaceae
Product: cytochrome P450
Exons: 12
Coding region: 1-1563 (520 amino acids)
Molecular function (GO): monooxygenase activity; heme binding; iron ion binding
Source: RefSeq, a predicted model, not a curated record